Messenger RNA from Salvelinus namaycush (lake trout), 1435 nucleotides. Its product is annotated as DNA topoisomerase 2-beta-like. The record is from RefSeq and is a predicted model, not a curated record. Gene Ontology annotation, cellular component: nucleus. Gene Ontology annotation, biological process: sister chromatid segregation; resolution of meiotic recombination intermediates; DNA topological change. NCBI's taxonomy places the organism in Eukaryota, Metazoa, Chordata, Actinopteri, Salmoniformes, Salmonidae. Gene Ontology annotation, molecular function: ATP binding; DNA binding; DNA topoisomerase type II (double strand cut, ATP-hydrolyzing) activity. The transcript has 10 exons. Bases 1 to 1323 code for a protein of 440 amino acids.
AUGACGUGUCUGAAGCCAGGCCAGAGGAAAGUGCUGUUCACCUGUAUGAAGAGGAAUGAUAAGAGGGAGGUGAAGGUGGCUCAGCUGGCUGGUUCAGUAGCAGAGAUGUCUGCCUACCAUCACGGAGAGCAAUCCCUGUUGAUGACGAUUGUGAACUUGGCCCAGAACUUUGUGGGCAGCAACAACGUCAACAUCCUGCAGCCGCUGGGUCAGUUUGGUACCCGCAUAAACGGGGGCAAGGAUGCUGCCAGCCCCCGUUACAUCUUCACCAUGCUCAGUCCCCUGGCCAAGAUGUUGUUCCCAGCGAUGGACUCCAGCCUGCUGAAGUUCCUGUUCGAUGACAACCAGAAGGUGGAGCCAGAGUGGUACAUCCCCAUCCUCCCUCUGGUGCUGGUGAACGGGGCCGAGGGCAUCGGGACGGGCUGGGCCUGCAAGAUCCCCAACUACGACCACAGAGAGAUAGUCAACAACCUGUACCGCAUGCUCAACAUGCAGGACCCUCUGCCCAUGCUGCCCAGCUAUAAGAACUUUAAAGGCGUGAUCCAUGAGUUGGGUCAGAACCAGUACAUGGUCAGUGGAGAGAUCUCUGUCCUGGACAAGAACACCAUUGAGAUCACUGAGCUGCCCGUUCGCACCUGGACACAGGCCUACAAAGAGUCGGUACUAGAGCCCAUGCUCCAGGGGACAGAGAAGACUCCAGCUCUGAUUAAUGACUAUAAGGAGUACCACACGGACCAAACCGUCAAGUUUGUGGUCCGCAUGUCAGAGGAGAAGCUGGCCCAGGCCGAGGCUGCUGGACUACACAAAGUCUUCAAGCUACAGUCCAGCCUCACCUGCAACUCCAUGGUGUUGUUUGACCACAUGGGCUGUCUGAAGAGGUAUGACUCGGUCCAGGACAUUCUCAAGGAGUUCUUUGAGCUGCGGUUGCACUACUACAAGCUGAGGAAGGAUUGGCUAGUGGGGAGCCUGGGGGCGGAGGCUUCCAAACUGUCCAAUCAGGCACGAUUUGUACUGGAGAAGAUCGAAGGAAAGAUCACAAUCGAGAACAAGUCUAAGAGGGAUCUGAUCAGGAUGAUGGUGCAGAACGGCUUUGAGUCGGACCCCGUGGCAGCAUGGACCAAAGCACAGGAAAAGGCUCUGGAGGAGGACGAUCGUGACGGUAAUGACAGUGACGGCUCUGUGGACUCUGUGUCGUUGUCGGGACCAAACUUCAACUACAUCCUCAACAUGCCUCUGUGGUGCCUGUCCAAGGAGAAGGUGGACGAGCUGCUCCGACAGAGAGACAGCAAGAGGGAAAUGAACCCACACGCUCUGUGUUACUAGCACCAUGUCUUUCAUCAACUGAGUUGUUCAACAGAACGGACAGUUGAAUGAGCUGCAGAGGAAGUCUCCUGAGGAUCUGUGGAAGGAAGACCUGGCUGUCUUCAUUGAAGAA